Molecule: messenger RNA, 2629 nt
Organism: Pygoscelis adeliae (Adelie penguin)
Lineage: Eukaryota; Metazoa; Chordata; Aves; Sphenisciformes; Spheniscidae
Gene: HACD4
Product: protein tyrosine phosphatase-like A domain containing 2
Exons: 7
Coding region: 51-710 (219 amino acids)
Biological process (GO): sphingolipid biosynthetic process; very long-chain fatty acid biosynthetic process; fatty acid elongation
Cellular component (GO): endoplasmic reticulum membrane
Molecular function (GO): 3-hydroxyacyl-CoA dehydratase activity
Source: RefSeq, a predicted model, not a curated record
AGGACGAUCAGGAGCAGCAGCAGCAAUCCAACCACUGCAACAGCUUUACCAUGAACACCUACCUCUUUGUGUAUGACUUAAUGCAAUUCUGUGGACAUUCCUGGAUAUUUACAAAUAUGAUCAUCAGGUUCAUGUCAUUUGGAAAAGACUCGUUGGCUGACACAUUUUACUCCAUAGGACUUGUAAUGCGCCUUUGCCAGUUGUUAUCUGUAUUGGAGAUCUUACACAUCCUCAUUGGCAUUGAUAAAAGCCGUCUCUUCCCCAGGUUUUUGCAGAUCACUGAGAGAAUAAUUGUUUUAUUUGUCGUGAUCAACAGUCAGGAAGAAGUUCAAGGGAAAUAUGCCGUGUGUGUUUUAUUUUUCCUUUGGAAUUUAUUAGAUGUGGUCAGGUACACUUACAACAUGUUAGCAAGGACGGGAAUAUACUACCUACCACUGACAUGGCUCAACUUCUCACUGUGCAUCCCACUCUAUCCCCUUUCAGUUCUGGCUAAAGCAUUUGCAAUUUGGGUAUCGCUGCCUUAUUUUGAAUCCCUUGGCACAUACUCCAUCAAGCUACCAUUUCCAUUCGCCUUCUCAAUCUACUUCCCCUACAUUCUGAAAAUUUAUCUGCUAGUGCUGUUUAUAGGUAUGUGCUUUAUCAUCCAGAACCUCUUCUCUGAAAGGAAGGCACACCUAGGGACAGGCAACAUCAAAAAGAAAAGAAGCUAAGUUGAUACUUUGUUUGGAAAUAAGAAAUAUAUUCCCAGUGGGCUGCUGCGUAUCAUAGGUUAAAAAGAAAUUAGACAAAGAUUUUCAAUGCAAAAUUCCUGUUUGCAUGUAUAUUAUCUGGCUGUGUAGAAUUUUCAGAAAAAGCGUGUCUCUAAUGCACCUCAAAAAUGGAGCUGCUCAAAAUAACUAGUUACUUUUGAAAGUUUUACUCCUUCAAAUGGCAAGAGUUUUAAAAAUGAAUAUUUUUUCCCUAACACAUAUUGGAGAACUCCAGUCACAAUCACACUAACAACCCUUAUUUUGGUGUUAGUUCUUGCCUCAUUAGCAACAGAUAUUCUGUAGUGGCAAUACCAUUUAAUCUGUAAGAUUAUUUUAUAUUGGGCCAACAUGUAUGUGCCUCGUAUAUGCUAAGUUGGCUAGAACUGGAAUCUCUCAAGAAGCAGAAGCUGGAAACUUUGCAACCUAUGAGAUUCACAUGCUGAUUAGCUCCAGGCAUUCACAAAGGAUCCCUAACAUUCUGGCCCAACCUUCACCUCUCCAAACAACAUUGCAGAAAAUGCAGCUACACCACAAAGGCAAGUGAUCAGGUACUCAUCUAUUAUAUAUUCAAGGGGAUAUUUAAGGGUCAGAAGUAGAAACUUAUAGUCAUGUGUCUGGCAGCCAUUAAGAAUUUCUUUCCCCACAAUGAUUUUCUUCCAUGCUGAACAGCAGACAGAAGUGUGAUGUAGCCAGGCCAAAUAUAUGUUGUUCUUUAAAGGGAAGUGAAUGACUAUCAAAAGCCAUGUGCAAAAUUCUAGCCAUUUUACUCAAGUGCAUUGCUCCUCACACUUCUGUAGGACUAUCUGUGAGAAUGCGACUAGAACAUAGUCUCUUCAAAGGUUGGGAAUGAAGAAUACGGACAGCAACCCAGUGGACUGUACAGGCAAAAAUGGACAAAUAACUGCUUAGAGUUUGGCAGGGGCUUUUCUGAUUUUCAUCCAUAUUGAUUAUCACUUACCUUUGAAUUCAAGCAGGUGGGGGAGAAAAGUAAGGCUAUUUUUUUGAUCUUGACUGAAAACUGAGGGGAGGGAGGAAAGAUAAUAGUUGGAGGGAAGAUGUAUUUAACGGGAAAAUGAAUACUAUCAGAAUAUGAAGAGGUUUUUGCCUCUACGACUUUCUAAACCAUGCAGCCUAAGAGAGUAUGUAAGAAAAGAGUGAAGCUCACAAACUCGAACUGAUUUGUUACGAAAGGUCACCUACUAUCAUUUUUAUUUAUUUAAUAUAUGUGGCAGACAAUACCUGCAGACUAUUGUGACCACUGGAGUAUUUGCAAACCAUAAGCAACAAGGUCAUGCGUGCAAAUAGUAUAGGGUCAACCCUGGAUUUUUUUUUUUUUGUGAAAGCGCUGCAAACAGAGGUAGGAAUUUGGAACUUAUUAGAGAAACAGAAGUACUUCCACUUUGGACUUCUGUUCUGACCCAAACUGAUUCAAGUGUGGACAAUGUGAAGAAAUGUACAGAGCAGCUGAAUAGGGUGACAGCUUUGAAGAAGAGAGCCAGAAUAAGAACACUUCACAUCGAACCACUAUAUAACACACUGAAGGUGAAACAUGGACAUUUUUCUCCUUGGAAAUUCAAUCUAAUGUGUUUGUCAUCAAACCGCCUGGAGUUAACACACCCUGCAGGAGGAAACAUGACAUAUGAUAUUGUAUUGGGUCUACAUGGCAAGGCUUUGGCAGUGGGGAAGCUGCAGGGAAGGCCUCCGUGAGAAGCAGCCAGUGGCUUCACUGAUGCCAGACACAGCUGGUUCCAGCCAGCUCCGAAACAGAGCCACUGUGGGACACUGCUGAGCCAAACAGCAAAGCUGAUGGUGCCUCUGUGAAAACAUAUUUAAGAAAAGGUAAAAAAUGCAGCAGCUGUGAGAGAGAAGAAUAAGAAAAA